CUCGCAUUGUUCUGGUUUGAAUCUGAUGACUAACAGAAUAACGCAACACGCACAAAGAGGAUAGGUUAGCCUUAAGACCUUAUCUCGCGUGAGCAUAACAGCAAACCAAAGAUGAUGGACUACAUAAAAGAUACUUGGAGAGAGCUGCGACGAAUGAAUUUGCGACAAAUGAUGGUGCAAGGCCUGCAACUAGGUCUAAUCGUCACCUCCGCGCUCAUGAUCUGGAAGUCGCUAAUGCUGGUGACAGGAAGCGAGUCACCGGUCGUAGUGGUGCUGAGUGGCAGCAUGGAGCCUGGCUUUUACCGUGGCGAUAUUUUAUUUCUCAACAUGGGGAAAAAGCCGAUUCGAACAGGCGAAGUUGUCGUCUUCAACUUGGACGGACGCGAAAUCCCUAUUGUGCACCGUGUAAUUAAGGUGCACGAACGGAGAAAUGGCACGCAUAUAGAUAUCCUUACGAAGGGAGACAACAAUUACGGGGACGACCGCGCUUUAUACAACGAGGGGCAGGAGUGGCUCCACCAGCACCAUAUUAUGGGGAGAGCUGUAGGCUUUCUCCCAAAGGUUGGCAUGGUGACCAUCAUGAUGAACGACUACCCUUUUCUCAAAUAUGCGCUGAUUGGCGUUCUGGGCAUACUGGUAUUGACUAAUAAGGAGGGUUAGUCUUGACGACGCAUGGAUGUUUUGGGGACGUGUAAUCCAGUUGGUCGGAAGGUGCAUUAUGCAUCGGGUGUUGGGGCGGCACCGGUCGGGAGUUUUGAGAACUGAUAAAACUAUCUUCUGGUUGUUACGCGGCUGAACGGAUACUGGCAAGCAUUGCGGUAACACAUGGUGAUUGACCAAUGCCCAAGACUUGGGUAAACAAUCCUGAAGGCAAGAACUCGGAAGUCCUAUUUCACAACAAUUAUAUUGUUAAAGUAUCAGGGAUACCAGUUAUGUAACGCUACCAUGCUAUC
Messenger RNA from Volvox carteri f. nagariensis, 953 nucleotides. RefSeq lists its product as uncharacterized. Gene Ontology annotation, molecular function: serine-type endopeptidase activity. NCBI's taxonomy places the organism in Eukaryota, Viridiplantae, Chlorophyta, Chlorophyceae, Chlamydomonadales, Volvocaceae. The transcript is spliced from 5 exons. Gene Ontology annotation, cellular component: signal peptidase complex; membrane. Bases 112 to 660 code for a protein of 182 amino acids. The record is from RefSeq and is a predicted model, not a curated record.